AUGGCAGCAGCUCGAACACUCAGAAUAGGCCUCAUACCUGGUGACGGCAUCGGUCUCGAAGUCAUCCCGGCUGGUCGACAAGUUUUAGAGGCCAUUGCUUCACAGUUCAACCUCAAACUAUCGUUCGUGGAUCUCGAGGCUGGCUGGGCUACCUUCCAAAAGACAGGGACUGCGCUGCCAGAACAUACCGUUGAAGUCCUUAAGAAUGAUUGCGAUGGCGCACUAUUUGGAGCUAUUAGUUCCCCAACCACCAAAGUCGCCGGCUACUCGUCCCCAAUCGUAGCCCUCCGCAAGAGGCUAUCCCUCUACGCCAAUGUUCGUCCCGUUAAGUCCGUAACUGGUGUAGCCAACAAUCGCCCCGUAGACAUGGUCAUUGUCCGUGAGAACACCGAAGAUCUUUACGUCAAGGAGGAGAAAACCUAUGACACACCGCAGGGUCCUGUGGCUGAGGCUAUCAAGAGGAUAUCAACCUACGCCUCCACCAACAUUGGAAGAAUGGCGUUCGACAUCGCGGCUACAAGGAACCGACAGCGAGCGGCGAAUCCCGCUGCGUCUAUACACAAGCAAGGGAAGGUCACAAUUACACACAAGAGUAACGUCCUCAGCCAGACAGAUGGUCUGUUCAGAGAGACCGUGAAGGCUGUGUAUGAAGCCGACAAGCAAGGGGCGAAUAAAUACAAGGAUAUCAAGGUCGAAGAGCAAAUUGUUGACUCAAUGGUUUACAGAAUGUUCCGGGAACCGGAGUGUUUUGACGUUGUUGUGGCGCCGAAUCUAUACGGUGACAUCUUGUCAGAUGGUGCAGCUGCUCUAGUUGGCAGCCUGGGCCUCGUGCCCUCUGCAAAUGUUGGAGAGGGAUUUGCUAUUGGUGAGCCAUGCCAUGGUAGUGCUCCAGAUAUUCAGGGACUGGGGAUCGCCAACCCCAUUGCUACAAUUCGGAGUACCGCUCUGAUGUUGGAUUUCAUGGGUUUGGAAGAGGCUGCUGCAAAGAUAUAUGAGGCUGUGGACGCCAAUUUGGCCGAGGGGAAAUUGCUGAGCCCUGACUUGGGAGGCAAGGCAAAGACGCAGGAGGUUGUUGAUGAUGUUGUAAAGAGGUUGAUCUAA
Molecule: messenger RNA, 1101 nt
Organism: Orbilia oligospora ATCC 24927
Lineage: Eukaryota; Fungi; Ascomycota; Orbiliomycetes; Orbiliales; Orbiliaceae
Exons: 3
Coding region: 1-1101 (366 amino acids)
Biological process (GO): isocitrate metabolic process; tricarboxylic acid cycle
Cellular component (GO): mitochondrion
Molecular function (GO): isocitrate dehydrogenase (NAD+) activity; NAD binding; magnesium ion binding
Source: RefSeq, a predicted model, not a curated record